Molecule: messenger RNA, 873 nt
Organism: Alternaria metachromatica
Lineage: Eukaryota; Fungi; Ascomycota; Dothideomycetes; Pleosporales; Pleosporaceae
Exons: 2
Coding region: 1-873 (290 amino acids)
Source: RefSeq, a predicted model, not a curated record
AUGAACAGAGAUAGGUUCCGCUUUCCCGAAGCCCCGGAUGCAAUCAAGUUGUACAUCAUCGACGCCGCUUCUAAACCGAUCGCGAGGUACACCGUCCGUAGCUCCAACCUAAAUACUUCCGGCUUUCUUCUUGCGCUUCUACAGGAUAUCAGUAAUGGAUCGAUUCAAGUACCCUGGAACGGUUCCCUUCCACAUUUCGAAAUGUACUGGCUAUGGCUGAUAAGCCAUCAAGUCAAGACGACAUCGGAACUAAAGCGGACCAUUACAAACAACCAUACCGGAGGUCAGAGGACUAUGCCAGGCAUCACCACGAAAGAAGACUACGCCGAUCUGCUCCGCUGCUGGGAGAUAGGCCUUACCUUCAAAGACACGUGCUUCAUGGACAUGAUCGCCUCCUCGAUUAUCGACCGGCUGAGGGCUUGGGCUGAAACUACUCCCUCUACUUCGUCGCCACCCUUCAUUUACGCACUCUUGUCCGAACUCGUCCGUAGCAUCUACAGUCGUAGUAGUCCUGAGACGCCUAUUCGCAGACUGAUAGUCGACGCCGUGGCUUACUUUGGGCGAAACGGUGAUUUUGUACAUUUUGCUAGCGAAGUUGGGUAUCCGAUGGAGUUUGUCAAAGAGGUCAUGCUUGCGUUGGGUAAGCGGAAGGAGAUGCUAGAGACGCUGGCGCUUGGGGGUGGUGGGCAACCGAAGAGUAUCUUGAAGCAGAGCUCUGGCGGCGGCGCGAAAGUGGUCAGGUUCGGAACCGAGCAGCAGGGCGGUGGCGGCGGUAGCAGUGAUCGUGUACAGAAGGAGGUUUUCGCGGAGAAUGAGUGUGCGUAUCAUUUACACACAGAGGUUGGGGCGCCGUGUUGGCGGACAAGCGUAUAG